AUGCUAGAUGGUACCAUUUCCCAGACUGGUCGCAUAUGGCACCAGGUCCAACUUGCGGUUUUGGCCAAUGGCCACCCACAUACCAUCCCUUUCCUUGUCUGCCCCAUUGGAAACACCCCCGCCAUCUUAGGGAUGACUUGGCUCUCAUCUGAAUCCCCCCUCAUCAACUGGCAACAGGGCCUAGUCACAUUCCCGGAGCAAGUACAAAUUGCCUCCAAAGAAGAAGCCGACUCCAACCCCUUGGCAGACCUUCCCCCACAAUAUCAGGAAUUUGCAAAAGUGUUUGGGGAAGAAGAGUUCAAGGUGCUCCCUCCGCAUAGAGAAUACAACAUAGCCAUAGAUCUCCUGCCAGACGCCAAACUCUCCCCUGGUCCCAUAUACGGCAUGACAGAUGCAGAAUCCAAAGCCCUGAAACAACACAUUGAUGAAGAAUUGGCAACGGGCAAGAUUUGCCCCAGCACUUCAUUGGCAGGUGCUCCAGUCAUGUUUGUAAAAAAAGCAGAUAGUUCUCUCAGGCUGGUGGUAGAUUACCAAAAACUCAACAACGUAACCCAUAAAAACGUUUACCCCUUACCACGGCAAGACAAUCUCAUGGCCAAACUAAGGCAUGCAAAGAUGUUCACAAAACUGGACCUCCGUUGGGGCUACAAUAACGUCCGGAUCAAGGAAGGUGACAAAUGGAAAACCGCCUUCCGCACCAAAUAUGGGCUAUUCAAAUACCUAGUCAUGCCCUUUGGCCUCACGAAUGCGCCUGCAGCAUUUCAACACUUUAUGAACAACCUGUUCAGGGACCUGAUCAACGUAACGGUGGUAAUUUAUUUAGACAACAUCCUCAUCUUCUCAGAGAAACUGGAAGAACACCCGUCCCACGUUAGAGAAGUUCUGUCUAGAUUAAUGAAGAACCAGUUGUUCUGCAAGUUGUCAAAAUGUCAUUUCCACGUCACUACGGUAGAUUACUUGGGCAUUGUCAUAUCCCCAGCUGGCUUUUCCAUGGACCAGAAAAAGAUCAAGGCAGUCACGUCAUGGCCACAGCCCAAGACAAUUAAACAAGUCCAGGCCUUCCUAGGGUUUGUCAAUUACCUCCGCCGGUUCAUCCCCAACUUCAGUUUGGUUGCACGUCCUCUGCAUAAUCUCACCAAAAAGGAAACCCCCUGGUCAUGGGGUAACCCAGAAGAAGCGGCGUUCCAGGAAUUGAAGCUUCUUGUCACUGUCAUGCCCUAG
Molecule: messenger RNA, 1221 nt
Organism: Rhizoctonia solani
Lineage: Eukaryota; Fungi; Basidiomycota; Agaricomycetes; Cantharellales; Ceratobasidiaceae
Product: Retrotransposable element Tf2 protein
Exons: 1
Coding region: 1-1221 (406 amino acids)
Source: RefSeq, a predicted model, not a curated record